AUGUGGUCUUCUGAGAGGGCGAUCUCAAAGAAAACUCCAGGUGUCUACGAGGUGGAUGCUUAUUCAGCAAUAUCUGCAAAAAUUGACUCUCUUCAUCAAAAAUUUGGAAACUCGGAUGGGGCAGCUAGCCAUCGCAUUGACUGGCAGAACGCCAGACUGGAUGUGAUUGGAGAGACAUCUUCCCCCGCUGAAGAAGAGACUGUUGUAAAGGAAUCAAGUUCAAAGGAAAAUUUAGAAAAGUCACAGGACAAGGCCAAAGUCACAGACAACCCCUACGAGCCUACGAUUCCCUUUCCACAGCGCUUGAAGAAGCAAAAAAUGCCUAGCUACGCGAAAUAUCUGAAGGAUAUCAUAUCAAAUAAACGUAAGCUGGAAGACCAUGAGGCAGUUAUGCUUACGGAGGAAUGUAGUGCCAAAAUCCAUAAUAAGCUCCCACCAAAACUAAAAGAUCCAGGGAGUUUUACUGUUCCUUGCAAAAUCGGUGAAAUAUAUUUCGAUAAAAUAUUAUGUGACCUCGGUGCAAGUAUUAAUUUAAUGCUUCUGUCUGUUUUCAGAAAACUUGGCUUGGGAGAAGCUAAAGCAACCACUGUGACACUUCGCUGGUUGACAGGUCACUGA
Messenger RNA from Olea europaea var. sylvestris, 618 nucleotides. RefSeq lists its product as uncharacterized. Lineage: Eukaryota; Viridiplantae; Streptophyta; Magnoliopsida; Lamiales; Oleaceae. The record is from RefSeq and is a predicted model, not a curated record. The coding region runs from base 1 to 618 and encodes 205 amino acids. The transcript has 4 exons.